Molecule: messenger RNA, 1379 nt
Organism: Culicoides brevitarsis
Lineage: Eukaryota; Metazoa; Arthropoda; Insecta; Diptera; Ceratopogonidae
Product: xyloside xylosyltransferase 1
Exons: 1
Coding region: 165-1343 (392 amino acids)
Biological process (GO): protein O-linked glycosylation via N-acetylgalactosamine
Cellular component (GO): endoplasmic reticulum membrane
Molecular function (GO): xylosyl alpha-1,3-xylosyltransferase activity
Source: RefSeq, a predicted model, not a curated record
UUCAAAACAAUCGAAUUGCUGUCUGUGCAUUUGCGGACUUUUGACUGUUUCCCGCACCCAAAAAAGGCGUCAAAACGGUUUUCAAACGUCUCACGCUCCCCUUCCUCCGUCAAGUGACGACCUACAGUCAUGGCGGCGGAGGAAACGCGCAUCGAGCCUUCAACAUGAAUCGUGUGUUAUUGAUUUUGAUCGUCAGCUCGGGAUUUUUGCUCAUCAUUUAUGCGAACAACGACAUGUUUCAUCCGACGGUGUUGCAACGCGGUGCAGAAACGCAGCUGGAAAUGCAUGGCGGCUCGCAUGGGCAACAUCACACAAGUAACAAGCAUCGUUAUCACUAUCGACGCAAUGCCACGGACUUUAAUGCGGGCCACAGUUCGAGCAAUUACAACUUAUUCCUGAUUUUUGCGAACGAAAAUGAGUCGCUGAAGCACAAGUUGGACCUUUUUCUGAAGAGUUUGCUGAAAUACACGUCGAUAUCGGUGCAUUUGCACGUCAUCACGGACGAAAAUUCCCAAGUUUCGCUCGAAAAUUCGAUUAAUACGAUGUUUCACAAGUAUCGCGGGAACCGUUUGACCGGGAGACUCAACCAUUUGUACACAAUUUACGACGUGAACGAUGCCCGACUCAAAAUCAAAGACAUUCACGAGAGUUUGAUGCCACUUUUUAGCUACAAUUCCGGAUCGUAUUACAGUGACCCCUUAUUUUUACUUUCUUUGGGCCUCCAUCGCAUCGUAGAUCCCGCCAUGAAACGCGGAAUUCUCGUAGACUGCGACAUCGUCUUUCGUUCUGACGCCAAAGAGCUCUUUGACGAGUUCAACAAGUUCUCCGACGAAAAUCUCUUUGGGCUCGGGCCAGAACUCACUCCCGUGUACCGUCAUGUGCUCUAUAAAUACCGCGCCAAGAACCCAGGAACGAAUUUCGGGAACCCGUAUGACAUGUAUUUCCCCGAAGGCUCUUCCGAUACCCUCGAUGACGACAAUUUGCGGGCGAAAUACAUCAAACACGGCUAUCCCGGACUAAAUUCGGGCGUUGUGAUGCUCAAUUUCGAGGCAAUUCGUCAAAGCAAGCUCUACGAAGAGACACUUAAACCGGAAAACAUCAAAAAUCUCGUCGAAAAGUAUUAUUUCAAAGGUCAUUUGGGCGAUCAGGACUUUUAUACGUUACUCGGAUAUGAAUUCCCCGCAGUUAUUUACUAUUUGGACUGCAUCUGGAACAGACAAUUAUGUGUUUGGUGGCGCGAACAUGGCUACGGCGAAGUAUUUGACGCGUACUUUCAUUGCGAAAGCAAGGGAAAAAGUGUAAAAAUUUAUCAUGGGAACUGCAAUACGCGAGUGCCCGAAUAGCUAUCGAUGAAAGUUAGGAAAAACGAACGAAUUUGA